AUGGCUUCGGGCAGCGGAAACCUGGAGAAAGCCUUGCAAUCUUUCGAGGAUUAUGCUUUGAAACUACAGCCCCUGGUCGGUGGGCUCCAGAAGCUGGAGGAAGCUUUGCGGCUGCUUCUGCCUGCAGACGGGCGCGCGGCCCUUCUUGAUUCGAGUUUUGCGGACGCACCGAAGCAUGCCUCCUUCACUGGCCAUGUCGUCACGUGGUGCUUCCGGGAUGGCGGCAACCUGGGGGAUGGAGCUGCGGCUGUGGCCCGGGUCACUCUGCUGGAUUUUGCAACGUCGGCAGAGUCGUUGAAGGAGGGCGCGGCCUGGCGCCAGCAGCUUCUUGACUGCGCGCCCAAAGUCCUGGCCACAGCUGGCCCUCUGGUGUCCCGAAGGCUAGGGCAGGUUGUUGCCAGGCUUCUGUCAGAGGCCUCGGCACGUGCCUGGCUUUCAUCCCUUGGCCAGCGGUCUUUGGAACGAUCUUUCGAAGAGGCCGAAGCUCUCGACCGCACGGAGGCACUUCGAGCUUUCGCCACCGGUGCUGCUGCCAUCCUCGAAAGAUCACCAGCCGUCGAGCUCUGUGCCGACGUGUGGAGCGUCACCCGUCAUGCCAUGCUUGACCAUGACUCCGCGGAGAGACGCGUUUGCGUGCAGCAGCUCCUCCCGGCUCUAGUUGCGGUGAGCCCAGCGGAGGUCUCGGCGAGCCACAUCUCCGAGAUGGUCUCCGGCCUCUUCCGACCUGGGACAGACGAAGGAAAUUCUGGGCACGGCAAUGCCACCGCCUGCACCCGAGAGGCGCUGAACUUGGCAACUGCCUUCGCCGGGCUUUUAGUGGACCACUGGAAGCUCAGCUCCUUGCAAGGAGACCACGACCCGCUGGCCGUGGCUUUGAUUUCGCAGGGCCUCCGAUUCGGACUGAAGGAGUGCGGCAGCAUCCGCAAGCAGGCGCGCUUCCUCCUGGAGUCGGCAGUGCAGAAGGCGUUGGUGGCGAAAACUGCGGAAGGCGAUUUCCGCAGUCACGCAGGCGUCGGGCUCUCUUCGCUGUCCAGUGCCUGGCGCAGCUACUGGGAGCUCUUCGACACUCUCGAGGACUACUCCAGCCACCUUAUCAAAGCAAGCUGGGACGCACUCAUCAAGCGGUUGAUGCAGUACUUGGCAGAGCUGAAGAAAGCAAAAGCAGGAGCAGGCCAGCUCGCUCCUUGCUGCUUCGGGGCCUUUUGGCUCGAAGUGUUCCUGAUCCGGGCCUUGGAUCACGACAACGACAGCGUGCAGAAGUUUGUGCUGGGGCAGCUGAUGUGCCUUGACCUCCACGUCGCCGCACUUUCGGAGAGGUUCGUCUUGACUGAGGUCCUUCCCCGAUUCGGCAACGGAAUUGACAGCCUCUACCCGCGCACAGACGUCGAGAGAAGCUUCGAGAAGCAGGUCACAAGCUUCUUCCUGGGAUUUAUGUCCCAACAUCCCGAGGGCCCGGACGUCGCAUCUUCGAGGCUUCUUGAGGCUCUGUUCGACAUCCGGGCAGUGCACUUCACCCCCAUCCGCUUGGUUCUCUCAGCUUUGCAGCAGGCGGAGUUGCCGCAUCGCUCUUGGCCACCCAGGAGGGCGCUGGAGAUGGCGCAGAGGUUCUUCAGCAGCGAGGUGCUGCUACGAAUGCCAAACAGUGUGCGGCAGCACUUAGCCGAGCUCUUCCUCCAGGUGCUCACCCACUUGACGGUCAGUGAAGAGAACACACCGGAGUCCGGGACCCUCGUGCAGGAACUCGCGAAGACAGUGGCCUCCGUGCCGGAUGCCGUCUUUGCUGCCCUCCGCCCUGCUCUCGCAAGACUGGCGCCCAUCUGCCUGGCUCUGGAUCGCUCUGCCUCCGCGGCCUGUUUGGCCACGCUGCUGCAGAGUCUGGUGUCUAGCUACACACCUCCCGUCAGAGACCCAGCUAUGCCGGAUCCAAAGCCCAUGGAAGUUGUUCCGCUGGCGAUGGGCACCGUGCGACUCCUGUCGGUUCUGUGCGAGGACGUCUUCGCCACAGUCUGGCCUGCCAUGGCACCAACGCUGCAGGAUCUUCAUCGUCGCAGCUACCUACCUCGGCGCUCUGCGGUGGCUUCCCUGUUCGCCUGCGCCUACUCGGCAAGCCUGGUGCCGGGUUUUGGCUCCCAGGCACAGAGGCAGGAGGCUGCCUUCAUAGAGAUCCUGGCGUACGUGGAGGCUCAUGCGCUCUCGGCCAUGGGCCGCGGGAGGCCGGAAGAUGCUGUGCAAGAGGCCUGCUGGGUGUGGCUGUAUGCCUUUGUGCUCGAGCGGCUGAGCCUGCCGACAUCGCAGCAGUCGCAGGCCCUGCUGGCAGCAGCACGCGACGUGCUCAAGAAACCGAUGGCCGAGACACCAGCAGAGCUGCUCGGCUCCGCAGCUGCAGCCACCAUCUUGGGCGCUUUGGCGCCCCACGCCGCACCCAAGGACAGAUGCGAGCUCUUCAUGCUUCUCUGGCGUGCGCAAGUCAAGCGGAAGCCUGAAGGAGUAGUCGACUCGCGUUUCGGCAUCGGCAUCUCUGAAGAUAUUGGCACCUGGCAGCGGACGCGACUGGAGGAGUAUGAAGAUCUCGCACGGAUCGACCGUGAAGGGCCGGGACGUGUACAGGAAUGGCGGGAUGUAGCGGCGGUGUUCCUGGUAGCAAAGUGGCGGGCUCUUUCGGCCAUUGUUCUCGCAGGGGAGCACUUCUUGACGUCGCUUUCGGAGCACACAGGUGCAAUCAAGGAGGUUGCUGCGGAGUUGCUGCAGGAGUUAGACUCUUUGCAGCCUCCGCACGUCGCUUACUGGGCGGUGGUGGCCCGACGGGUUGCCUACCCUGCUUUUUUCGGCGACCUCGCGCCAGGCGACAAGAAGCGCGAUGUGCUGGUGGAGACUUGCCAGUACAUCCGCGGCUUCAUCUCCCAAAGCGUGGGAGAAGGUGCGGUGUUCAUGGCGCGCGGCUGUGUUGUCGAACUGGCUGCCGCUCUCGUGGAUCCAACCCUGCGAAGAGCCGAGCGCCAACUCUUCUCCAAGACAGAGGAGAUCGGCCCCGUCACAUCAGCGGUCAAGGAGCUGCUGGCAUUGGGCGAAGUUGGCACAGGCGUGUCCCGCUCCAUUGCGGUGCCCGUGCUCGCCACACUCCUGGCAGAGUCGAAAGAAGCCGGCGAGGAAGGGGAGGCCUCUGCAGCGGACAUGCUUACGACCUUGCUGCUUCACAGCGAGUACACCAUCAAGGACGGAGCGCUUUGCCACAGCGCCGCGCCGUGUGCAGGGGCCAUCGAUGCUGGCGGCCCGGGAAGUAUAGGUGCCCUGACAUCCGCGUGCCCACGUGCGGAGGACAUUUGCUCCAAGUUCGCAGGCACCCCUGCGCUGCCCCGGGUCCUGGCUCUGGCCGGCCUCGACGGCGUGGCAAAGCGCAGCGCAGGCUCCCCCCUCCCCGGCAUCAUCCGACAGGUGCUGGCACGCCUCCUUGCGGCGCUGCGCAAGGAGCUUCAGCUGAUCAUCGACAGGCCGGCGGGCACCAACAAGCCCUUGACGCCAAUGCCCCUCAGUGCACAGCACCGGCUACAACUGCGUGGCUGGCAGGCGGUGCUCGUCUUGGGCUGCCAUGCCGACCGCGCUACGGCUGAAGAGCUCCUCGUGGAGCUGUUUUGGCAUUUGAGGACUCCCCACCUUCCAGAUGUCCGUGACUACCAAGAGCUGCUGGGCUGCGUUCUCUGCGAACGCUUCGAGGAUCUUGCAGUAACGCCGCUCCUGAUACCGGCCCUACAGGUCUACGACUGCAACAACCAAGUGAGCGCAUCGCUCCUGGUGAUUGCCAGUUACCUGUUUCGCCAGUGGACCCGGGCAACGCUGCCUUCCUACUGGGGCUUUCUUGCUCGGUCCGUGGUUCCGUACCUGGGCCACAACUCCGCCUACGUCAGAGGCACCGCCUGCUGGGGCUUCUUCGAAGUCGUUGAGGCUGCCAAAGCGAAUGGCUCCCUGCGACCCAGCGACGACGCCGACCACAGGCUUCUCGACGAACUCCACCGGUUCCUGGCCUCGAACAGGGAGUGCCAGAAAAUGCGCAGGCGGCUGAAGCCGGUCUUUCUGCAAUUUGACAUGUCAAAGACGGCUUUGGAGGCCCUCUCCGAGAAUUGCGAGGUGUUGCCGCGCAGCAGCACCGACAGAGAAAUCCUGCAACCACUGAGUCUCUUCGCCGACGGAGACUUCAGGCCUUCCCAAACCUUCCUCGCGCUGCUGAAAGAGGAGGUUGCCAAGGAGAUGGACGACAUCUUCGAUGCAGAGGAUUGCAGCCAGUACGCAUCAGCAUCCGAACACUGGGAGGAGGCACAGCGAUGUGCCCUUCGUGCGGUUCAGGCUGCGCAAGGUGGCGCCGGCGGCCGCGAGGAGGAAGCCGAGGCUACGGCGGCCGGCGGCGCCUCAGGGCUGCAGCGCAAGUUCAUCCCGCCGGCCCCGCCGCGCUUGCCGGAAGACUCCAUCGGAAGUGUCGGAGCAGGGCAGUCGCCCCGGUUGCCGCUGGUGGUGGUGGCAUCUAUGGUGGACAAGCUGCCGAACAUGGCCGGCCUGUGCCGCACCUGUGAGGUGUUCUACUGUGAGGCCCUCUGCCUCCCGAACCUGAAGGUUGCCACAGAGCAAGCCUUCCAGUCCAUCUCCGUCACCGCCGAGAAGUGGCUACCCAUGCGGGGAGUCCCCAAGGGCGAGCUUCGAGCUCAGCUUUGGGAGUUGCGACAGCAAGGCUAUGCGCUGGUGGGCGUGGAGCAGACGCACACCAGUGUCCCACUAGACCAGUGGAAGUUCGCAGAGCGCACGGCCAUCGUCCUAGGAGCUGAGAAGGAGGGAAUCGAUGCAGCGCUGUUGCCCUUGCUGGACGGCUGCGUGGAGAUCCCGCAGCAGGGACAGCUCCGGUCGCUGAAUGCCGGGUGCCCAAAGCCGAUGGUGGACUCCCCCAACCCUUUAAAGGCUUAG
Messenger RNA from Symbiodinium sp. CCMP2592, 4947 nucleotides. NCBI's taxonomy places the organism in Eukaryota, Dinophyceae, Suessiales, Symbiodiniaceae. The record is from the annotation of a GenBank genome assembly.